ACCCUCUGUUGAAGUAUGAAUUGGCCGAUUUCCCAUCUAUACUUCAAACGAACGAUCAGUUUCGUUUCACCCAAAAAAAAAAGUUCCCACCUUUCUCUCCCUCCGUAUCGCUCAUUUUGGCCGCUAUACUCUGCCGGCGAAUCAACUCUCCGGGCUUCGUCUCGUGAUAUGCCUCGGUGCGAUAUGAUCAGCGCGUUACCGGAACCUUUGAUUACUAAAAUACUCUCAUACCUUCCCACUAAACACUCGGUGACGACUAGCGUCUUAUCAACGAGAUGGAAGAGUCUGUGGCUAAGUGUUCCAUCUCUCGACAUAAACUGCGACGACUUCCCUUACGGAGAAGAAGAAGUGGUCCUCACAUUCCUCGACAGAUUCCUCGAGUUUAACCCUGAUUUACGCCUUCUUAAAGUCAAGGUGAAGUGCGGUAACGUGGAGAUAGAAGGGCUCAAGGAACGGAUCAGCACAGUGAUACAACGUGGACCUCAGCAUCUAGACGUUGAGGGGUGUAUUUACUAUAUAGACCCCGACGCCCAACUCUAUCCUUCUGUCGAGUACAUGCCUCUGGAUCUGUACACGAGCAAGACAUUGGUUUCAUUAAAGCUCUUGUCUUCGGGGGUUGAGGAUCCAGGUUUUGUUUGUAUGCCUUGUCUUAAAUCCAUGACUCUUGUAAAAUCUCGCUUUCGAGAUGACGUUAGUCUGGAGAAACUCGUGUCGGGAUGUCCUGUUCUUGAAGAGCUGACCUUGGUUAGGGCUAGGGAUUCUAGUUUCGAGGAUGAGGUUGAUAGUUUCAUGCGUGUGAGGUCUGGGAGCUUGAAGAGGUUCCGUGUUCCCCGGCACGGGUAUUGGGGCAAUACGAGAGGGAAAUGCACGCUUGAGAUUGAUGCUCCGGUGCUAGAGCAUAUGACUCUCGGAGAAGGUCAUUAUGAUAGCGUCGUGCUAAAGAACCUGACUUCUUUGUUCAGUGUUGACCUUGAUAUCAAGUUUGGUGGUGUCAAGUUACGCGAGUUCUUUGUUCCAGAGGACUCAUCAGAGAGAAAGAACUUUGGCCAUCUCUUUCUCUCUGGGAUAUCGAGUGUAAGACACAUGAUCAUCUCCGAGAAAACAGUGGAGGCCCUUCAUCUUUACUCGGACGUAGGUCUGAUUCCCAAAUUCAAUAACCUAUCACGUUUAGAAGCCGUGUUCCCCAGCAAAUUAUUACAGUUUUUGCCAGUCUUUCUUGAGUGUUGCCCCAAUCUGAAACACCUAAUCUUGGAGGUUGUUUAUUCAACGUUUAUUGGGGAUGCGUUCGAACUUGCAAACGUCCCUCAGUGCUUCUUAUCAACUCUCGAGUGUGUUGAGCUAAAAAGAAUUCAUGACUGGGAGGAAGAGGAGAUGAAAGUAGCCACUUACUUUCUUGAAAACGCUGCAGUCCUGAAGAAACUAACUCUGAGUCUCACCAACUAUCCUCGUUAUGUCUCUGAUGAAGAAAUCUUCGAGGAGGUUAAUAAAGUUACAAAACGUUCUCCAACAUGUCAAAUCUUCGUGAUUGGGAUUUAUGCUGAUGAGUGAGAGAGAGAGCAUUAUCAUGAGCGUGUUCUUGUCAUGAAUAUUCGAAGUUAAAGUUUCUUUGUAGACAUUUCUUAGUUCUGGUUGGAUUCCUUAAACCAUGGUGGUUGAUACAAGUUCUUCAUGUGAAUGAUUUAGAAAUUAUAGACAUGGAAUUUUCGGUGGUUUUUUUCUGUGUAUUUUAUCUAUUUAAAGGAAGAAGCCAAGAGACUAUGGCAACUAUGAUGAGAAUGUUGCUUGCUCGGUUUA
Molecule: messenger RNA, 1794 nt
Organism: Raphanus sativus (radish)
Lineage: Eukaryota; Viridiplantae; Streptophyta; Magnoliopsida; Brassicales; Brassicaceae
Product: FBD-associated F-box protein At5g27750
Exons: 4
Coding region: 16-1548 (510 amino acids)
Molecular function (GO): protein binding
Source: RefSeq, a predicted model, not a curated record